CACCCCGUCUUCUUCCUGGGUUGGAAGCCCCAGAUACCAUGUUCCAUAGCUGACCCAGAAUACAAAUUGGGUACAGUUGUUGGAUGUCAACCCGAACCCGUAUUCAUCAUGCUCACCGAUGAACACCAACCGAAACGGGCUGCUGAAACUGUCCAUUUCCUGCAACUUUCUCCCUGUUUCUGAUGAAAAGAAUUGCCCCCUUUCAAUGGAUGGUGUUGAAGGAGCAUCUUGCCACGAGACCACUUCUCUCAGAAAGCACAUAACUAAAGCACAUCUUUCUCUCCUGCGGGACAACCAAUUGUUCAUCUCCUCUUUGGGCUUAGGGUUAAGCCUCUUCUGCAUUCACAGAUGCAGCUAUUGGGAACCCUUAGCAGCAGCCAUUAAAGCCUCAUACGGAGGUCUCAAAGAGUGUUUUGUGGGGGUUGAGUCUGGCGCUUUAUUAAAGAGGGAGCUCGAAACAAUAGGAUUGAUCGUCAAGACGGGGUAUCUGACAUCGGAAUUAUCGCGAACGAGGAAGGUGGUACUUGACGAAGAGGGUGGAAAGUGUGCAUUUUUAUCUGCAAGGUGUACAAGUAAUAACCGUCUUUGUAGGGACUUUUUCUGUUUACACAUUACGAAAACAGAUUAUGAUGUCUCCUGUGGGAGAUUACUCGAUAGACAUCAGAUUUUUUUCUUGAAUUGUGGAGUUGUAAAAGAUGCAAAGGCUGUAGAAUCAUGUAUAAGCGACAUUCUUUGCCUAUCAAUUCCUGUCGAUCAGGAGAUCAGAACAAAUCAUUGUUAUAGAAAUAUGAAUAUGACAUAGCAAAAGUUUGGUUUUGGACGUUUUAC
Molecule: messenger RNA, 828 nt
Organism: Nymphaea colorata (pocket water lily)
Lineage: Eukaryota; Viridiplantae; Streptophyta; Magnoliopsida; Nymphaeales; Nymphaeaceae
Exons: 2
Coding region: 119-802 (227 amino acids)
Source: RefSeq, a predicted model, not a curated record